This is a messenger RNA of Diabrotica balteata, 2283 nucleotides long. NCBI's taxonomy places the organism in Eukaryota, Metazoa, Arthropoda, Insecta, Coleoptera, Chrysomelidae. The record is from the annotation of a GenBank genome assembly.
AUGGUGAAUCUAAACGGAGGGGUCGUUUGGUGCUACAGAGACAAUAAAUGGAUCCCGCUCCAGCUGUCAUCCAUCCGCCUCCAUGGUGUCCUCACGCAGGCCCAUUGGGCGACAAUCUCAGACUUUCUCCGCCGGGUAGCCAACAAAGAACUAAUCUUGCAAGAAAAUGGUUUUACGGAGCUCACCGAAAAGCACAAAGAACUAAUGUUCCAAGAUAUGGAAAAUAAAAAUAUAAUUAGUGAAAAUGUGAUAAAAAUUAGUGAUAAUUCUAAUGAACGUAAAGUUAGCCUAGGUCAAAUUCCAGAAGAUAAAAUUGUGGAACAGCCCCGUAGGCCGUCGAUGCCAGAAUUACGGUCCUUAGAGAAAGAUAAUUUAUUUAUUAACAAUAAUUUAUUAAAGCCUCAGACUGAUCUAAAGACUGAUAAAUUAUCUAAUGGAAAUGAUGAGAUAGUCCUAAGGUUACUCAAGAAAUACUGCAAAUACAGUAAGGAUGCUUUAGAUAACGAUAUAAUUAACGCAAUUGAGAAGAUCCCUGACGAAGAUAUUCCUAAGAAAACCAGUAGAACAGAAAUAAAAGAAGAAGAAUUUAAGCCGAGAAGAAGAAAGCUAGGGUACGUUCCUACCGAAGAAAAGAUUUAUGAAAAUCUAGAUUUUCCGUUAGAUUCUUUAGAAGAAGACAAGAACGAACAUGUUAUCCGCUGGUUAAAGCAGCAGAAUAGCCAGAUCAGUUUCGAUAGUAUUCCUACAAGAAGACAUUCCGUGGAAAUUGGAAUAUCAUCCCCUACGGAUAGCAGAAAAAGCAGUUUGAUCGAACGAAAAUCAUCUUCGUCAGGUUUCGAAUCAAGGAAGUCGAGUAUUACGACACCUUCGACUCCAGAAAGCAGAAAGUCUUCUUGGUGUGAUAGUACUUUUAAUAGCCGAAAAAGUAGUGUUGGUUCGACUAGUAGUUGUUCGGAGUGCGAGGAGGGAGAGGGUCUAACACAAUGGCAACGGUUUCUGAAGAAGCAUCUUAGUUCGAAGAAUUCGGAAAAAAGGUUAAAGAAACAACGACAGGCGUGGAGUAGAAACAGACGGAAGUUGAGUUCACCUGCUGACAUCCAAAGUUUUGAUAUCUUCAGCCAAUUAUGGUACUUCCGGAAGAUAAAACGCAUAGAGGCAGAGAAAAAAUUGUUACUUCCUGAAAACGAGCACGGAGCCUUCCUUAUCAGAGACUCUGAGAGUCGGCACAAUGACUAUUCACUAUCAGUUCGCGACGGAGACACAGUAAAACAUUAUAGGAUAAGACAAUUAGACGAAGGUGGUUUCUUCAUUGCUCGAAGAUCUACAUUCCGAACUUUACAAGAAUUAGUUGUACAUUACAGUAACGAUGCUGAUGGAUUGUGCGUCAAUCUAUGCAAGCCCUGUGUGCAGAUUGAAAAACCACAACCUGAAGGCCUUUCGCACCGAACUAGAGACCAAUGGGAAAUCGAACGAUCAUCACUUAAGUUUAUCAGAAAGUUAGGCCACGGACAGUUUGGAGAAGUAUGGGAGGGAAUGUGGAACAACACAACCGCUGUAGCAAUAAAGACCUUAAAACCAGGCACAAUGGAUCCCAAAGAUUUCCUCGCCGAGGCUCAAAUUAUGAAAAAAUUAAGGCACAGAAAGUUGAUCCAAUUGUUUGCCGUUUGUACUGUUGAGGAGCCCAUAUAUAUUAUCACUGAAUUAAUGAGAAAUGGUUCCUUGUUGGAAUAUCUCCAAGGCAAAGGAAAAUCACUCAAAUUAACCCAAUUAAUAGACAUGGCUGCUCAAAUCGCGGCAGGAAUGGCCUAUCUGGAAUCCCAGAACUAUAUUCACAGAGAUUUAGCUGCAAGAAACGUCUUGGUAGCAGAAGGAAAUGAAGUAAAAAUUGCAGAUUUCGGUCUGGCUAGACUAAUUAAAGAAGAUGAAUAUGAAGCCAGAGUAGGUGCCAGAUUCCCUAUUAAAUGGACAGCACCCGAAGCUGCAAACUAUAGUAAAUUCUCUAUUAAAUCUGAUGUUUGGUCAUUCGGUAUACUUCUCACAGAACUGGUCACAUAUGGAAGAAUACCAUAUCCAGGUAUGACGAAUGCCGAAGUCCUGCACCAAGUAGAACACGGCUACAGAAUGCCAGCUCCCCAAAGUUGUCCUCCACCAUUGUACGACAUCAUGCUCGAGUGCUGGAACCGCGAUCCUAUGCGAAGGCCUACCUUCGAAACACUUCAAUGGAAACUAGAAGAUUUCUUCACCAUGGAAGGAUCCGAAUACAAAGAAGCAUCCGCGUACUGA